Messenger RNA from Meloidogyne enterolobii, 495 nucleotides. The record is from the annotation of a GenBank genome assembly. NCBI's taxonomy places the organism in Eukaryota, Metazoa, Nematoda, Chromadorea, Rhabditida, Meloidogynidae.
AUGUUGUCCAAAGAAUCUAAAUUUUUAUUUUUAUUUAUUUUAUUACAACUUUGUUGUGGACAUCCACAAUAUCGCCAAUUAAAAUGUGCAACCCCUGAUGGCCAAUUAAAAGCUGGAAAGGAACGUGCUCGUUGUCAUAUGAUAAUAAAAGAUUCAGAAACUGAAAGUCCCGGAAGGCCUGCACCCGAGGGGGAUGGCUGCUUUACUGAACAACAUGGAGACGAAGAACGUGUUUAUUGUGAUUUAGUUUGCCCUAAAGCCCAUACUGUAUUCCACGCUUCUUUUAAUCACGGACAUCGUGCCUGUUUUAAUUAUUAUACUUAUCAAUUAGAAAAACGAGAAAAUGAUUGGUAUAUAUGGAGAUCGGCAAAUUGUUUAAAUUCAACCGGGACUUGGACUAUUGGUUGUAAAUUUGAUGAACCUUUUAGUAAACAAUUUGCAUCUGAUCAGGAAGUCUUUGCACGUUUGAGAGCUCGGGCAAGAAAAGCACUUUAA